AUGGCUCAAGUGCCGGAAGCCUUUGUGGAGGUGACCGUGUGUUCCAAUGAAGUGCAGUGUUCCCUUGUGGGCCGCCGCCAGAGAGUCUUGUACAAGAACGUCAUGCAGGAGAACAGCGUGGCUUCGCUUGGAGGGCUUCCUGUCCGCGCCACUGAGCUGCUCACCCGCUUGGAACGCGGAGAAGAGGCCUGGGUUCCGAAUCUCCAGAGUUCGGAUGAGAGCACUGACGAGGCGCCCGUGAAACCAACCCUGAAACGGCUGCCAAAGGGAGGAAUGUGGUGGGGUCGAUACAGAAGCCCUACUACCUACCCCAGUUCUGACUCCUCCAACUCAGAUGAUGAAUUAGAGAGUGAAGCUGAAGAAGAAAAACCUCAGCGUGGAGGUCAGAGGCUAAUGGGUUUUCGCCGAAAUUUGUUGGCCAGUUCUAGGGGGAACGGGUCCCAGAACCUCAAGCUGAAAGACACCUGUAAAAAUGGCCCCCAGCUGAAGAAACAUCCACGAAGCCAGGUUGGUGUUGUCGGUGAGGGCUCGGUCAAAGAAAGGACUACUGCGGGAGACCACCCGAGCACCUGCUCUGAAUGCGGCCAGUCCUUCAAGUCUAAAUUAUCUCUUUCGAAUCAUGUGAGGAAGCACACCAGAGAGAAACCCUAUAAAUGCUCUUGCUGUGGAGAAAGGUUCACGGACAAAAAAGCCCUGGGUGCUCAUCAGAUGAGACACGCCAAAGAAAAAGGUUAUAAAUAUCCCAGCAGUAUGAAAACCGCUAAAAAGCUUCCAAAAAGCCAUCCAAAAAAGAAACCCUAUAAAUGUACUCAGUGUGAAAAGAGCUUUGAGGUGAAGGACCAACUUGAAAAACAUGAGAAGGUUCACAGCAAAGAGAGGCCGUAUGAUUGUUCCAUCUGUGGGAGAGGUUUCAUUCGAAAGGAACAUCUUACCAGACACCAACAAACCCACAGAAGACAGAAAAACUAUACACCUCCCAAGAGCAUAAAAGUAGCAAGAGUGGAAAGUUCACCUGUUGCUCACAAAAAGAAGCCACCCGUAGACCCUGAGAGACCUGUUGCAUUGAACACCAGGCAUCAGCGAUUCUCCAUAAGCCGCUACAAAUGCAAAUUUUGUGGGAGAUGUAUGCGUGCCAAAACUUUGCUUGUUGAUCAUGAGAGAAGUCAUAGGGAAGAGAGGCGCUAUAAAUGUUCCCACUGUAAUAAAAGCUUUUAUCAUAAGCAGAAUUUUGAGAAACACAAGAAAAUCCACCUGAGAAGUCAGCCGGAUGGCAGACCUCGCAAGAGGAUGGAACGGACGAUCGCAAAGAGUUCCCCGUCUGAUUCUGGAAACUUCCGCACUGCAGAAAAUCCUUCUAAAAGCCCUGUUGAUAGGAAAAUCAUCACUCGCAGCUUUCGCCUUGCCCAGCACCUGAAACUCCAGACCAAGAAAAAGGUCUUUAAAUGUCAGUAUUGUGGGAAAUGUAUGAGCAAAAGAAGUGCUCUCGUCACUCACGAGAGAAUCCACAGAGGACAGAGACCAUACAAAUGCCAGGAUUGUGGGAAGCGUUUCCGUCUAAAAUACCACUGUGACAGACACUUGGUAACCCACACAAGUGGGAAACCCUUGAAGCACAGCAAUAACACGAGAAGGUUGAAUGUGAAGAGUUCCCUUCCGGUUCCUGGAGGAAUCAACACUGGGCAGAAACCUUAUAAGGACUUCAUCCGUGAACAUAUUGUCACUCGCAGCUCACGUUUCACGAGGCAACCAGAAAUCCACACAGAGGACAAACUUUAUAAAUGUAAGUUUUGUGGGAAAGGCAUGCGAACCAAGAAUUCAGUUCUCAGCCACGAGAGAACCCACAAAGGAGCGAAGCCAUACACUUGUCUGGAGUGUGGGAAAAAGUUCUCUCAAAAGAAUCACCUUGGAUGCCACCAGAGAAGCCACUUGAAAAAAAAGCCGUACCAAUGUUUGGACUCUGAAAAAAGCUUGACCACGAAAAACGCCGCCCUCAGUUGUGGGAGUCCUGAGGAAAGAAAGCCGCCGUGUUUAUGCCUGAAAUGUGGGAAGAGUUUUGAUGAGAAGUAUUACCUCAUCAGACAUCAGAAAAUCCACACUGGCGCAAAGCCUUUCAAAUGUGCCACAUGUGGGAAAGGCUUCAUUCAGAAGUGGCAUCUGAGGAGACACGAGAGAACCCAUCCGAAAGGAGGAAAUCACACAAGAGGGAUCAGGAAUAACGCCUGGGAUGAAAUCCAAAAGCUCCCCGACCUGCAUGAAGGUAAAACCUAA
This is a messenger RNA of Euleptes europaea (tarantolino), 2268 nucleotides long. RefSeq names its product zinc finger protein 420-like. Bases 1 to 2268 code for a protein of 755 amino acids. The transcript has 5 exons. The record is from RefSeq and is a predicted model, not a curated record. Gene Ontology annotation, biological process: regulation of DNA-templated transcription. NCBI's taxonomy places the organism in Eukaryota, Metazoa, Chordata, Lepidosauria, Squamata, Sphaerodactylidae.